AUGCGCAUCCUUUCAAGAUAUCCAAUUUGUUCAAAAAUUUCACCUGUUCCUAAUUUUUCAAAUCCUUGCUUAUUCAGUCCUUCAUUUAUAAAGUCGAAUACUCCUUUAUUUAUACCGCGAAGAUUGUAUCAUGGAUUCAAUACAUUAGGUUUUAUUCGUGGCUUACAGGAGGUCGGCAUCCAGAAGAAAAAUGCAGAAAUAUUUACGAAGACCAUUUCUAAAAUUUACGCAGAUUCCCAUAAAAAGAUGAGUGGAUAUUUGGUGACGAAAGAACAACAAGACCGGGUCAUGUAUCAACAAAAGGUCGAUUUUGCUCAUUUGCGCAGUGAGUUACAAAGUAUUGAACGUCAGGAAAUGGCCGCUUUGCAUGCCCAAGCGGGACAAUUAUUUUCAGACAUUGAACGUUUGAGAACAUCCUUCCGUGACCAGCUUAACAAUUCGACAGCAGAAGCUAGGUUGCAAUUGAGCAUUGAGCGUUUAAAUCACUAUGAUGAAGCUUCUUUGCAGGAGCUUAAACUUCGAGAAUUGUCUGCGGAAAUAGAUACGGAAAUGUCAAAUUUUCGAACCCAGUUAGCCACGUAUAAAACACAGACUCUUCAAUGGUUGUUGGGAAUUGUUACAGGAUCGGGUGCUUUACUUCUCGCAUAUGCUCGUUUAAUCAUUUAA
This is a messenger RNA of Schizosaccharomyces osmophilus, 666 nucleotides long. RefSeq names its product mitochondrial calcium uniporter regulator. The record is from RefSeq and is a predicted model, not a curated record. Lineage: Eukaryota; Fungi; Ascomycota; Schizosaccharomycetes; Schizosaccharomycetales; Schizosaccharomycetaceae. Gene Ontology annotation, cellular component: mitochondrion. The coding region runs from base 1 to 666 and encodes 221 amino acids. The transcript is spliced from 3 exons.